Messenger RNA from Dictyostelium purpureum, 2031 nucleotides. RefSeq lists its product as uncharacterized. The record is from RefSeq and is a predicted model, not a curated record. The annotation marks the transcript as partial. Gene Ontology annotation, molecular function: protein binding. The transcript has 2 exons. Lineage: Eukaryota; Evosea; Eumycetozoa; Dictyosteliales; Dictyosteliaceae.
AAUAAAAUGACAAUAAUAAAUAAUGAAAUUAAAAAUGCAAUUGAUUUGAUAUGGAACAAUAAAUUUAAGGAAGCCGAAGAAAUAUUUUCAAGUAAAUCAUCAUCAACCCCUAGAUACUCAUUACAUAAUGCUGAAACUGCAUUCCUUAAAUCAUUUAUAACUGCAAAUGAACUAGAAACUGAAAAUGCUUUAUUAAAACUUAAGCAAACUAAAGAAUUAGCAGAACAAUCAAUAAGAAUAUUUGAAAGCAACAAAGUACCUCAAAAUUAUUUCCCACCAAAUAUAAAAACUAAAGAGGAUUUUAAAAACCAUAUACUAGAUUGUAAAAUUGUAUUGGGUGACUCAUUAUAUAUGCUUGCAGUUUUACAAAUCACUAGAGAUCAUAAAUUUAAAGGUUGUUUUAAUUUAAGAAAAAGUUGGAAAAUAUUUGAAGAUACUCUUAGACAAGUUAAAGACGAUGAAGAGAAUGGGUUCCAGUAUAGCAGUGAUUUAACCGAGUUGUUAAGAUUUGGUUGUGGGUUUUUUUAUUUUGCUGUAUCCAUUAUACCACAGAAAUAUUUAAAAUUAGUCGAAUUAGUUGGUUUUAAAGCUGAUAGAGAUAUGGGUUUAAUGUAUUUAAAGGAUUGUUUAAGUAAAGGGGGAAUUAGAACACCCUUUGCAACCAUGGUCAUUUUAUUUAACAAUUUACUUUUACCAAGAGGUCUUUAUAAUCCAACACAUCAAUUAAAUGAAGCUCAACAAUUAAUUGAAAAGAAUUUAGAAAAGUAUCCCUAUGGUUCAUUAUUUCAAGUAAUGGGUUCUCAUUGCUAUAGAAAACAAUGCAAAAUUGAUAUGGGUUUACAAUGUAUGGAAGUUGCCAUUUCAAAUUGUAACUCAUUAUCCAAAGCACCACUUAUUUAUAAAUAUGAACUUGCCAACUGCUACUGUAUCAAACUCCAAUGGGAUAAAGCUAUUCAAGUCUUUGAAGAAUUGGUAAAAGAAGAAAAAUUUCAAAUUCGUGCAUUAUGUUCAUUACAAUUAGGUAGUUGCUAUAUCAUAAAUGGUCAAAAGGAAAAAGGAAUCCAAUCGUUUAACAAUAUAAAAAACUUUUGUAAAAAAUCAUCUAGUGUAGAUAUUGUAAUUAAUAAACAAGCUCAAAGAUAUAUAAAUAAUGGUGGUUCAUUCUCAGUAUUGGAGGUUUUAUAUUUAAGAAGAGAUAUGGCAAAAAUGGAAAAAUCAUUAGCCAAUAAGACUAUGGAUAUUUUAAAUUCCAUCGGUAAAAAACUAGGUGUAGAUAAACCAAUACCACAACAAACAGUGCAACCAAUAUCUAAUAAUACUACAAUUAAUAAUAUCUCAUUAUCGACCUCAUCCUUCCUCUCAAGAACUUUUUCAAAUUUAACCAAAAAGAAAGAAGAAAUUCAACAAAAUGAUAUUCUUAUACAUGAUAGAGCAGCCUAUUUACUUUUAAAAGGUGCAAUUUAUAAAAGUAUUGACCUCUAUGAUCAAUCAAUGGAAUGCUUUGAAGAGUUACUUUCAAUGAGUCAUCUUUUAACCGAAAAAUUCUACAUCCCAUAUUCAUACUACGAACUUAGUGAAGGAUAUUACCACAAAAAGAACAACGCUAAAGCUUUAGAAAAUAUACUAAAAUGCAACAAAUUCACAGGCUAUGAAUGGGAAGAUCCACUUAAAGUACGUCUUCGUGUAACAUUAGAUCAAUUAAAAAGGGACGGUGCAGGUAUAUCAAACGAUGACUAUAGUGAUGAAGAUAUAAUUUCAAAUAAUGGCAAUGUAAAUAGUGAUGAUUUAUUAUUAGAGGAAAUGAAUGAAUUGGAGAUUGAAGAAAAAGAAACUCAAUUAAGAAAUAAAUUAGCCAAUAAUAGUAAUUAUAAUAAUAAACAAACACCACAAAAUAACUCUAAACAACAAAUUUAUUAUUUAGAAAACAAUCAAAUCACUUCACCACAUUUAAUAAACAUACCAUCACCAUCAAUCAUUCAAGAUAGAAGUUGUGAUAAUAAAAAUUUCAUUGAAAGGGUGCCAUCACUUUAA